Closterium sp. Naga37s-1 is the source of this 383-nucleotide messenger RNA. Lineage: Eukaryota; Viridiplantae; Streptophyta; Zygnematophyceae; Desmidiales; Closteriaceae. The record is from the annotation of a GenBank genome assembly.
GGAAACCUUCGCUUACCCCAUUUCCCCCUUGCUCACACUUUUACCCCUUUGACUCACCCCUUUCCCCCCUUGCUCACUCUUUUACCCCCUUCAUUCACCCCUUUUCUCCCCUGCUCACUCUUUUACCCCCUUCGCUCACCCCUUUUCCCCCCUUGCUCACUCUUUUACCCUCUUCACACAUUCCUUCUCCUACCUACUCACUCUUUUACCCCAUGCACUCACCCCUUUUCCCCCUUGCUCACUCGGUUACCCCCUUCACUAAACCAUUCUGCCUCUGCAUCUCACCUUUCUGCCUCUCCAUAUCCCCGUUCUACCUGUCCAUCUCCUCUUUCUGCAUCCCCAUCCCCGCGUCCCUUCCUCUCUUCCUCUCUACCCCCUACUAG